Molecule: messenger RNA, 810 nt
Organism: Plasmodium gallinaceum
Lineage: Eukaryota; Apicomplexa; Aconoidasida; Haemosporida; Plasmodiidae
Product: fam-g protein
Exons: 2
Coding region: 1-810 (269 amino acids)
Source: RefSeq, a predicted model, not a curated record
AUGAAAACAUUAACUUUUUAUUUAAAAGUUACUACAUUCCUUCUUUUAAUUUGGAUGCAUCAAUGUUUUUAUAACUGUGAUUCCUAUAAAACUUUGAUUGAUAAAAAUAUAUUGCAAAAAAAAAAUGAGUUGAAAUAUGAAAGAGUUUUAGCAGAGGGUAACAUAUCAGGAAAAAAGCAAACAUACACUAAAGAAUGCAUAGAAGAAAGUCCAUUAGGUAAUAAAGAAAAAAAAUGUGAAAAUCCGGUUCAAUACAAGGAUCCGUACGAUCAAUGGAAUGAGGUCAUUAUUCCAAAAUAUUGGGAGAGAUUUGAUAAAGAAACAAGUGGAAUGGACUCUAAAUGGAAAGAAAAAAAAUGGAAUGUUGAAUUUAAUAAAAUUUCAUCUACGAAGGUUAAUGAUCUAUAUUUAAUUCCUCGUCGAUGUGAUAUUCCAGAUGAAGAAAAAAACAAAAAAAUUGAAAGUAUUAUGAAAGAACUUGACUCAGAUUUUGAGAUAUUUUUACGUGAAUGUAAGAAAGAGAUGACAGAUAAUAAAACAGCAUCCGAAUCUAAGAAAGAGAUGACAGACAAUAAAACAGCAUACGAAUUUAAGAAAGAGAUGACAGACAAUAAAACAGAAUCCGAAUCUAAGAAAGACAUGACAGAUAAUAAAACAGAAUCCGAAUCUAACAAAGAGAUGAGAGAAAAUAAAGCAGAAUCCGAAUCUAAGAAAGAUAAGAUAAAAAAAAUAAUAAAUUCUAUGAAAUUUGAUUUAAUGAAAUAUGUAAUUUUUCAUAGGAUUGAAAAUAUUUACCCUGAUAAAAAAUAA